Messenger RNA from Pomacea canaliculata, 3129 nucleotides. Its product is annotated as TBC domain-containing protein kinase-like protein. Gene Ontology annotation, cellular component: cytoplasm. Gene Ontology annotation, molecular function: protein serine/threonine kinase activity; ATP binding. The record is from RefSeq and is a predicted model, not a curated record. NCBI's taxonomy places the organism in Eukaryota, Metazoa, Mollusca, Gastropoda, Architaenioglossa, Ampullariidae. Gene Ontology annotation, biological process: autophagy; peptidyl-serine phosphorylation.
UCUUCAUUUCCGUCUUCUGCUUCGAAAUGAACAUGCUGGGCAGAGCAGAGUUUGGUGUGAGCACAUUUUAUGCAGCUAGUCAUCCAAAUGAUAAAUGUGGGCCUAAUGGGCUUCCACUAACACCAAAUUCCAUUAAAGUUCUUGGCAGAUUCCAGUACCUCACAACUAUUGAGCAUCCAUGGCUUUGUCGCUACAUAGAUAUUGCAAAGUCUAAACAUGAGCGAAUGCUUGUAGUAACAGAGUACUAUAAAACAACACUUCAGAGUCAGCUGGAGUCUGGAAAAUAUUCAAGUGAACACAGCAUAGUUCACAUUGCUUCAGUUAUUGACGGACUGUCUUACCUACACAGUAAAGGCAUUACUCAUCACAAUCUCUCAACUGACAACAUUCUUCUUCAGACUGAUACUGACAUUAAGUUAGCAGAAUAUGGCAUGUACUAUAUGACAGACUGGGGAGCAGAUGUUAAUUUUCCCAUUGGGCUGCCUCAGUACAUGGCCCCUGAGAUAGUGUGUAGUGGACCAGUGGAGAUAGACGAUGAAACAGAAGAUAGUCUUCAGCCAGAGAUUGGACCCAAAGUGGACACCUGGUCUCUGGGCAUCAUAUUGCUGGAACUUAUCCUGAAAAGGCAGUUGUGGCGUGACAUAUCACUUCCAGAAGUCCUUCAGAAACUUCUGAACCUUAUAAACUCAGAAAUGUCUCCACUUGACUUCCUGGCUAAUGAAGAAGGAUUCUCCGACCAGCUAAAGACACUUUCGAAGGAUCUGCUGGAUCUUCUUAGGUUUUGUCUGACCCUAGCACCUUCUCGAAGACCUACUGCAGAGGAACUUAAGAAACACACAAUUUUUAGAGAGGAGAGGCAGAGAAUGACACCACAUAAAAAUGGAUUCACCAUGUGCACCAUGAAGCUUCGUUGUAAAGAUCUGGAGCUACCUUCAUAUGAUGAUGAAAUAUAUGAUCCAGAUCAUCUGUCUCAGCGAGGAAUGGCUGAAGUAUACUACCUGUGGCAGCUGGCAGGUGGAGAGCUGGAGGCAGUGUUGAAAAAAGCUGGUAUGGUCAAGACACAACCUCCAGUCAAUCUUCUGCCUUGCUGUGGUAUACCAGAUGGUGACAUGUUUGGUCAAGAACGUGACAAAGCAGAGUUAUUAGACAGAACUGUUGUCAUUUUGCCACAGGAACAACUUCGCAAUCGAUUAAAAGACAUUGAAGAAAGAGCCUACUAUCCACUCCUUGAAGAUGAGUAUGCAGACAACAGUCAACUCCCAACUUCUCCCAGCUCCUGUGAUCUGACAAUGACUGCCAGUUUGCCUCUUGUCAUUCGAGAAAAGGAUGUGGAGUACCAGUUUCAUCGCAUCAUCCUUUAUGAGCGCUUACUAAGGGCAUAUCCAUACAAGCGGCCCAACAUUUGGAAGGAGGCUCGUGUGGACAUUCCACCGCUUAAUCGUGCACAUGUGUGGGCAGCAUUGCUUGAGGUUGAGGGGGACAUUGAAAACAUUUACAGCAGCAUUGAUAAGGAAACACCAAUACCAACUGACAGACAGAUUGAGGUGGACAUUCCUCGUUGUCAUCAGUAUCAUGAACUUCUGUCGUCGCCCACUGCUCAUGCCAAAUUCAAGCGGCUGCUGAAGGCUUGGGUUGUAAGCAAUCCACAGUAUGUCUACUGGCAAGGCCUUGACUCACUCUGUGCGCCUUUUCUUGCCCUCAACUUUAACCAUGAAGCUCUUGCCUAUGCUUGCCUUUCACGGUUCAUUCCUAAAUACCUGAACAAAUUCUUCCUCAAAGAUAACUCUCCCAUUAUACAAGAGUACUUGGCAGUGUUUGCGCACUUGAUUGCAUUCCAUGACCCAGAACUCAGCAACCAUUUGGAUGGCAUAGGCUUCAUUCCAGAUCUAUAUGCCAUUCCAUGGUUCCUGACAAUGUAUGCACAUGUAUUCCCAAUGCACAAAAUUCUUCACCUCUGGGAUACAUUGCUACUUGGCAAUUCAUCAUUCCCUCUGUGUAUUGGUGUGGCUAUUCUCUAUCAGCUGCGGGACCGACUCCUUAGCUUUGGCUUCAAUGAGUGCAUCUUGCUUUUCUCAGAUAUGCCAGAAAUUGACAUCGAAAAAUGUGUGCAAGACUCCAUCAAGAUUUUCUGCAGCACUCCAAAGAGUGCAACAUACCGACAACAUGCGUGCAAACCCAGAAAACAGAAAAAUGAUGACCGACCCAAUGUGUCAUACUACAGUCGAGAUUACAACGAGCAGCCUCAGAAUGAUCUGUCCAUGGAACCCAUAGCAAUUGAAGAGCUUAAGGCAGAGAAGUGCCCGCGAAUAUCAGCCGAGGAUAUGAUAGAGCUUGGAGAGUUUCUUGGUGCCCCACUUUCUCGCAGCCCCACCAAGAAACGAGCCAACAGUAAGCCCAUGAUAAUCAUUGUGGAUGUCCGAAGUGCUGAUGAAUUUCGCAAGGGUAUGGUACAAGGCAGCAUAAACAUUCCCUUCAUGACUGCAUUUUCACCCGAAGGAGAGUUGUGUCCCUGCCCAGCUGUUACCACCCUCAACAGUCGUCGAUCACAAGUUAUAGUUGUUGUUGGAAACCGUGGUCGCAAUGCUUCAAAUUUUGCAAAUGAGCUAGUGAGGCUGAACUACUCAAGAGUGUGUGUGCUGCACAGGGGCAUAGACAUACUGAAGACAACAGGCUUGCUUACAGUUGCGCCAGCAGAUAUUUGAUUUUUAUCCUUAACAUUCCUAUCAAAAUCUCUUGAUCCUACAACAAAGGUCACACAGAGGUCUAUUUGUACAGACUGAGCUUGUGGUACAGUAAGCACUAUGUCAACAGUUGCUGCAUGCAUUUAUCUGGGUAUUGAAGUACAACUGUAGGUCUUAAGAAUUAAGAAUAGGGAUUAUGGCCACAUCUAACAGUGCUUUAUGCCUAAUUUUGUGCAAUAAGAGAAACAUUAGAAAUGCCUGGAAACUAAGCAUGAAAGCUGAAAUUUGUACUCUUCCAUAUAGAAACCAUGUUUCAGCUAAUCCUAUUUUCAUGGUUUUGAAAAAAAAAAAUUCAAUUUUUAUCAAAUCUAUUUGGUUCCAGAAAGAAUGUCUUUUAUAUGUAUGCUGUAAUUUCAUAAGUGCUUACAAAUAGCCUAUAGUGCUGCAA